This is a messenger RNA of Thermothielavioides terrestris NRRL 8126, 1164 nucleotides long. RefSeq lists its product as uncharacterized. NCBI's taxonomy places the organism in Eukaryota, Fungi, Ascomycota, Sordariomycetes, Sordariales, Chaetomiaceae. Gene Ontology annotation, molecular function: ribonuclease P RNA binding. The transcript has 2 exons. Gene Ontology annotation, cellular component: ribonuclease P complex; ribonuclease MRP complex. The record is from RefSeq and is a predicted model, not a curated record. Gene Ontology annotation, biological process: rRNA processing; tRNA 5'-leader removal. Bases 60 to 797 code for a protein of 245 amino acids.
UUCCGUCUUCAAAACACCGACUGCCGGAUUCUAAACCGAGCCGUCGUCCACCCGCCGGAAUGGACACCAGACCGAAAAAAGACCAGCCCAUUGCCGCCGUGCUCCUCUCGCGCGCCCACGACCCCGACGAAGCCAGCCGGAUCUUCACCGAGAAGGUCCAGCAGCGCCCGCUGUUCCUGGCCCCGUCCUCCCCGCCGCCCUCGGACGCGCGCGCCGCCCGCCGCCGCGCCCAGGAAAAGAAGAAGCAGCAGCGCAAGAAGGCGCUCAAGCCCAAGCCGCUCUCCGCGGCGCAGCGCCGCCGCCUCGGCCUCUACGACGUGCCGCGCUCGACGCAGCGCUACGCCCUCUUCGAGCCGCUGCACCGGCUCUGGCUCGGCUACGUGCGCGAGGUGCUCGGCGCCGAGGUCUACACGGGCGGCGAGGGCGCCGCGGCCAAGCUGGCCAGCGCGGACUUCCAUGGCGCCGGGGUCGAGGUCGUGCGCAGCGGGUGUGUCAGCCGCGUGGGGAUCAAGGGGAUCGUGGUGAAGGACAGCAAGUUCGCGUUUGAGAUCAUCACGAAGAAGAACCGGCUGAAGUUGGUGCCCAAGGAGGGGACCGUGUUUCGGUUUGAGGUGCCCGUACCGGUGCCAAAGGCGCCAGCGCCCGCGGCAGAUGCGGAGGGCGAGGAGGGACAGGCGGGCGCGAAAGAGGAGCAGAUGUCCAGCUUUGUGUUCGAGAUCCACGGCGAGCAGUUCCAGUACCGAUCAGCAGAUCGCGCGUCGAGAAAGUUUCGGUCGCACUUCUCCAAGAAGUUGUGAGGGCACUUUCAGGCGCGGGCUAUUUUUCACUAAGGCUGGCGAUACCGCGGAUGGAUCGACGUGCCCUUCAUCUCUUCGCCGCCAUAGCUGUACCCAAAGGGGGUACUGCGACUCAUGAGGUGCGUCUCUCUACGGUCUCGCCAACGAGGCAUCCUUGGCCGACCCCUGCAAAGGACGCAGCGCUAGGUCUGACGGCAUUGCCGUUGGGCUAUAGAAGCUGUGGCACGGCUCGUAGCCCCUUGGGGCAUAGACGAUGCAACUGAGGGCUUGCUCCCGCCAGGAGUCUUAGAUGGAGGGCUCCUCCCAAGCUGCCUCCGACGACGAUUGGAGGCGCAAGUAGUUACGUUGGAUGCGGCUGAGCUAUUGG